Molecule: messenger RNA, 1461 nt
Organism: Physella acuta
Lineage: Eukaryota; Metazoa; Mollusca; Gastropoda; Physidae
Source: RefSeq, a predicted model, not a curated record
AUGACGACAGGUGUAGCAGCCUGCACAGUGUGCUGUGCUCUCAGGCAGGUGUGUUGUCACACAGACGCCACGUAUUUCACGCUGGCCAAUGAAGAGUUCCAGUGCCACUGUUCGAGCGUGGAGUGCGACAAAGGUCAAUGCCCUUUUGACACGUGUCACGUGGACUGGGUCGGACCGUUCUGUCAGUAUAGAAACGUGGCCACCGAAGCCAGGGGAAUUCCCUAUGACGUCACAGACAAGGGUGACGACACGUGUGUAGACGUCACCGGCUCGCCCCUGCUCAUCCAACUGGAGAGGUUCGAACCCUUAGCCUGGCUCCGUCUCCGUCUGAAAGAGUCAGCUACAUACAGCUACAUGACCUUGAAGCUACACACCAGUAGUGGGGAGGUCUUGUGUGACCAGCUGAGGACACACUCCAUCACCGACCUCCUGCAAGACGUCACGUGUGGCCCUGACCUUCUCUAUGUCAAGGCCAUCGAGCUCACCUGGACCGGAAGUCAAAUUUGUUCCAUUUACAUCGUGAAAGGGAGGAACCUGGCGGUCAAGCAGAAGACCUCAAUGUCUGUGCAGUCUCAGGGUCGGGGCGUGUCAGCCCGUGCGGUGGACGGGGAGUGGGGGGUGGGGGCCGAGUGCGUCAACACCAGCGGUCACGUGGGGUUGAACCACUGGCAGGUGCUCUUUUCGGGGAAUGCCCGGAUCGUGCAUGACGUCAUCAUACACACGUCACGAGGUGUUGACGUCAUGAAAACCUUCACCUUGGAGGCGCUGGACAGGCAGAUGGCCGUGACCUAUAAACACAGUGUGGGCUCCACAGGUCACGUGACCAGGGUACUGACCGGAAGCUCUGAGCCGGUUGCCGGUCUCCGGUUAUCCGUCAAUCAAGUGACCGGAACUUACCUGGAUAUUUGUGAAGUUUUGGCCUUUGGAGACUGUGCCCCACCCUACUACGGGCUGGAGUGUCGGACCGUCUGCGACUCACGGUGUCCUGACCGCAUGUGUCACAUCAACGGGGAGUGUCUGGCCUGCCCGCGGGGGAGGGCUGGGCCGUUUUGUCAGCGAUAUGUCAGCUGGAGGGACCCGGAAGAGCCGAGAGAGAGCGGCUACAAUUUUCUCAGCAUCGCCUUUAUCCCGCUCGGCAUGGCCUCGUUCUAUUGCUGCUUGAUUGUGUGUAAAUACGUCAUGGUUCGGCGUCAGAAGGGCGGUGACGUCAUUGGCACUUACAGUAGGUUGAGGCGGAAUACAGGAUGUGGCAGUGUGGGUGUGGCCGUGUCUAUCAAGGCUUGUGGCCCGGACUUCCCCUUCCGGUAUGUCGGAAGUCCGGACUUCUCCUUCCGGUAUGUCGGAAGCCCGGACAUCCCCUUCCGGGAUGUCGGAAACCGUUACAAAAAGCGUUACGACUAUGACCAGCGGCGUGACGGACGAGGGCGGGACGGAUGUGGACGUGGCAACAAGUGCCGCUAG